This is a messenger RNA of Purpureocillium lilacinum, 1329 nucleotides long. Its product is annotated as terpene cyclase. The record is from RefSeq and is a predicted model, not a curated record. Gene Ontology annotation, biological process: isoprenoid biosynthetic process. Gene Ontology annotation, molecular function: prenyltransferase activity. Lineage: Eukaryota; Fungi; Ascomycota; Sordariomycetes; Hypocreales; Ophiocordycipitaceae.
AUGUCCUCGCCGCCUCUCGCCGCCGCCGAACCCCCCUACUCCUCCUCCCCAGGCACCGCCGGCAAUGCUGCUGCUCUGACGUCGCCCAACGCGAUCCCCCCGAGGACCUCUAGCACCGGCCUCCACCACCAGCACAUCAACCGCGCCAGCCUCAACGCCGUCCAGCAGGGCCACGCCGGCUUCACGCAGCCCACGCCGCUGCCGGCGUCCGUCCUCGCCCCCGUCUCCGAGGCCGACUGGAUCGGCCAGCGAGGCAAGAAGCCGCACCACCAGGCCCCUCCAGGCACCGACUGGCGGUCCCCCGCCCUCUGCUUGAGCCCCGGCUUGGACACCAUGGGGUCCAAGUCGGACUCGUCCGGCGCCGCGUCCCCCUACCAAGGCCCCGGUGCAGCCGAGCGCUAUGCCUGGGACGACCUCAACUUCACCCCCAAGCGCUGCUGGACCCAAGAGAAGGAGGCCGUCAUCCGCGCCCCCUUCGACUACGCCCUCAGCCACCCCGGCAAGAGCUUCCGCGCCCAGCUCGUCGCCGCCUUCAACGCCAUGCUCGACGUGCCCGCGCCCAGCCUCGAGGUCAUCACCCGCGUCAUCGGCAUGCUCCACGAGGCGUCGCUCCUCAUCGACGACGUCCAGGACUCGUCGGAGCUGCGCCGCGGCUUCCCCGUCGCGCACAACAUCUUUGGCGUGCCCCAGACCAUCAACUCGGCAAACUACAUGUGCUACGUCGGUCUCCAAGAGCUCCAGCGUCUGGAGAACCCGCGCGCCGUCUCCAUAUUUGCCGAGGAGCUCGUCAACCUCCACCGCGGGCAGGGCAUGGACCUGUACUGGCGCGACACCCUCACGUGCCCCACCGAGGACGACUACCUCGAGAUGGUGGGCAACAAGACGGGCGGGCUGUUCCGCCUCGGCAUCAAGCUCAUGCAGGCCGAGUCAUCCGCCGACGUCGACUGCGUCCCGCUCGUCAACCUCAUCGGGCUUAUCUACCAAAUCCGCGACGACUACCUCAACCUCGCGUCCAAGGAGUACACGGAGAACAAGGGCAUGUGCGAGGACCUGACCGAGGGCAAGUUCUCCUUCCCCGUCAUCCACAGCAUCCGCUCCGCGCCCGCCAACAUGCAGCUCGUCAACAUCCUCAAGCAAAAGACGUCGGACGUCCAGAUCAAGCGCUACGCAGUCUCGUACAUGGAGGGCACCGGCAGCUUCGCCUACACGCGCGCCGUCAUCGCCACCCUCAUCCAGCGCGCGCGCAAGCUCGCCGUCCAGAUGGACGCCGGCAAGGGCAGGAGCGCGGGCAUCCUGAAGAUUCUGGACAAGAUGGAAAUAAUCGACUGA